Messenger RNA from Phodopus roborovskii (desert hamster), 345 nucleotides. RefSeq names its product prostate and testis expressed protein 2. The transcript has 3 exons. The coding region runs from base 1 to 345 and encodes 114 amino acids. NCBI's taxonomy places the organism in Eukaryota, Metazoa, Chordata, Mammalia, Rodentia, Cricetidae. The record is from RefSeq and is a predicted model, not a curated record.
AUGGGCAAGUUCAUGCUCUUCCUGCUGCUGGGGGCUUUUUCCCUUGUGUUCUUUCAAGCUGAAGCAAGAAUAUGCGUGGCCUGCAAAAUGUUUAUUAAUGGCAGAUGUGUAGAUGGUGAGGGCAAAUGUACCAUGGAGGAAGGUGGCUCAUGCGCAAUCAGGGAUAUCUAUGUUUUCAAACCAAGAGGUGGAUUUUUCUACAACCACACCGUACUGGAGUGCUCUAAACCAUGUAAGGCUUCAAAAGAGAGUUAUUUUCACCUGAAAAUUUCAAGCUUUUGUUGCCGAAGUCAAGAUUUUUGUAAUAGUUAUAAAAGAAAGAUAUCGAACAAGUAUGCUAACUGA